Molecule: messenger RNA, 1545 nt
Organism: Pneumocystis jirovecii RU7
Lineage: Eukaryota; Fungi; Ascomycota; Pneumocystomycetes; Pneumocystales; Pneumocystaceae
Exons: 11
Coding region: 1-1545 (514 amino acids)
Biological process (GO): protein neddylation
Cellular component (GO): cytoplasm
Molecular function (GO): NEDD8 activating enzyme activity
Source: RefSeq, a predicted model, not a curated record
AUGAAUUCAGAAGAAAAUAAAUAUGACAGGCAAAUACGUAUUUGGGGAACACAUGGACAGUUGUUGCUUGAAAAAUCUCGUGUUUGUUUACUUCAAGGAAGUGCAAUUGGGGCAGAAAUAUUAAAAAAUCUCAUUUUACCAGGAAUUGGAUCAUAUGUGAUUGUUGAUAAUGCUUUUGUUACAGAAAAAGAUGCAAAAACAACAUUUUUUCUUGAUGCAAACCGUAUAAAUGAAACCAAAGCACAACAGAUGUGUGAAUUUCUACAAGAGCUAAAUGAAGAUGUUAAAGGCGAAUAUUUAAUCAAUACAGUGGAAUCAAUUUUGGAACAUAAUCCAGGCUUUUUCAAACAGUUUAAUAUUGUAAUCACAUCAACACUUAGUGAUACGCUCCUUUUAAAACUAGAGAAGAUUUUAUGGGAAUUUAAAAUUCCUUUAAUUAUUGCAUAUUCUAUAGGGUUUAUUGGAUACAUUAGAAUCACUAUGCCGGAGCACACUGUUAUAGAAACACAUCAUGGUAACCUUGAAGAUUUGAGAAUUGAUUGUCCGUGGCCUGAGCUUAAAGCACUAGCAUCAAAUUUUGAGUUAAAAAACAUUAAAGACAAUUCUUAUAUACAAAUACCUUAUGUGUUAAUUUUAUUAAAUUGUAUUAGUAUAUGGAAGUUAAAGAACUCUAAAACACUUCCUCAUACAUAUGAAGAAAAAGAGCACUUUAAGCAAAUAAUAAGAUCAUAUAUGCAUGAAUUUGACGAAGAAAGAAUUAAGGAAGUACUAUCUAUGGCUUGGAAAGCCUCAUAUACGACAUCAAUCCCGGAUGACAUUCAAUAUAUAUUAAAAGAUAAUAAAUGCCUUUGCAUAUCUCCUGAAAGUUCAGAGUUUUGGAUAUUAUGUCGUGCCGUUUCUGACUAUAUAUCAUCAGAAGGAAAUGGCUUAUUACCUCUUUCUGGUAUACUUCCAGAUAUGAAAUCAGAUUCAGAAACUUAUAUAAAAUUACAAAAUACAUAUCACCAAAAGGCAAAAAAAGACUAUGAGUGUGUUCGGAAACAUGUUCAAAGCAUACUUGUGUCAAUAAAUCAACCAGUAUCAAAAAUAUCAAACGAAAAAAUAAAACUUUUUUGUAAACAAUUUAAAUAUAUUAAAUUAUUACGUUAUCGUUCAUUAGAGCUGGAAUAUAAAUAUCCAAAUUCAGAACUAAUUAAAACAUCUUUUUCAACACCAAAUGAUCUCAUAGCAUGGUACAUUGCUCUUCGAAGUUAUAAUAAAUAUAGAAGUGCUUUUGGAAAAUACGUAGGUUCAGAAGAAGCUACCCUAAAUGAAGAUACGGAUCGAUAUAUUCAACUAACAAAACAAUUUCUUUCAAAAUUUGACUGCAACAUAACAGAUUUUCAAAUAAUAGCAUGCAAAGAAUUAGGUGGUGAACUAAAUAAUAUUAUAUCUUUUAUAGGAGGAAUAGCAGCCCAAGAAAUUAUUGUUAAACAAUACACCCCAAUCAAUAACACCUAUAUAUUUGACGGAAUUUCGAAUCGAAGUCAAGUCUGGGAGUUUUAA